Messenger RNA from Aspergillus puulaauensis, 1467 nucleotides. Its product is annotated as MFS transporter. Gene Ontology annotation, molecular function: transmembrane transporter activity. NCBI's taxonomy places the organism in Eukaryota, Fungi, Ascomycota, Eurotiomycetes, Eurotiales, Aspergillaceae. Bases 1 to 1467 code for a protein of 488 amino acids. Gene Ontology annotation, biological process: transmembrane transport. The transcript has 3 exons. The record is from RefSeq and is a predicted model, not a curated record.
AUGGCAGCGCAAGAAAAAGCCGAGGACGACAAUGCGUCGAGACAGGUCGCAAUGUCACAUAAUGUGGAGGAAAAGGUGUCAGAGAACCAGCUGGUCAACGCUCUGCUAUGGGCGCCGCCGCAAUGCCGCUGGAACCCUGACAACCCGCCCAAAUUCAACAUCCUGCUGAACGCGUUAUUCGCCUUUGCCGGCACCUUCACCGUUGCCAAUCUGUACUAUGCCCAGCCGCUGCUCGAUCUCCUGGCGGACUUCUUUGGUGUCUCGCAGGAGCGUGCCUCGCUGAUCCCGACCUGCUGCCAGGCUGGGUAUGCCGCCGGUCUGAUACUCAUCUGUCCGUUGGGCGACAUGGUCAGACGACGGCCGUUUGUCCUUUUAUUGACGUUCAUCACUGCGACGAUGUGGCUGGCUCUCUGCUUUACGAAUUCCUACAGCGUCUUCCUGGCGUUUAGCUUCCUCACCUCAGUCACCACAGUCACUCCACAAAUCAUGCUCCCCCUGGUCGGCGACCUGGCCCCCCCAGCCCGGCGCGCAACCGCCAUCUCGAUCGUCUCCUCCGGCCUCGUCCUAGGGCUGCUCUUCGCCCGCCUGCUCUCCGGCAUCAUCGCCAACGCCUCCCACUGGCGCAACGUCUACUGGCUCUCCCUAGCUCUACAGUACCUCAUCUUCAUCCUCCUCUACCUCUUCAUGCCUGACUACCCCUCCACAAACACCAACAUCUCCUACCCGCGCAUUCUCUCCUCCAUUGCCGUCCUCUUCACCAAACACCCCAUCCUCGUACAAGCAACCCUAAUGGGUCUGCUCACCUCCGCAACCUUCACCUCCUUCUGGACAACCCUCACCUUCCUCCUCUCCGGCUCUCCAUACAACUACAACACCCUCACAAUCGGCCUCUUCUCCAUCGCCGGCCUCACACCCAUGUUCUUCAACCCCAUCUUCUCCCGCCUCGUCAUCGACAAAUACACCACCCAGCUCUCCACCACAAUCUCCCUCCUCAUCGCCAUAACCGGCAUCGCAAUCGGCGCAUACACAGGCACAUUCACAGUCGCCGGCCCAGUCCUGCACGCCGCCUUACUCGACUUCGGAAACCAGGCGACGAUGAUCGCGAACCGUGCGGCUAUCUAUACUGUUGCACCGAAGGCGCGCAAUCGCGUGAAUACGGGGUAUAUGGUUGGAGCGUUUGUCGGGCAGCUUAUGGGCACGGCGGUGGGGAAUCGGGUUUAUGCGGCGAGGGGGUGGGUGGUUUCUGGGACGGUGAGUUUGGUGUUUUCGGUUGUGGCGUUGGGGGUUGGGUUGGUUAGGGGGCCGAGGGAACAGGGGUGGAUUGGCUGGACGGGGGGUUGGCCUUUGAGGAGGGUUGUUGAUGAUCCUGUUGCUGUUGCCGCUCCUGCUGCUGCUGCUGAUUCUGAUACCGCUGGUACUGGGAAUGGGAGUGGUGGUGCUGGUGAUAGAAAGGGAGAGGCAGUUUGA